GUCACGGCCACUUUCCUGCGUAGGAAGACUUCAGAUCUUUGCGCAUCGGCUCUUCAGCUCUCCCAUCGGUUGCGUCCGCUGCCGAUGCGCGUGAGCGUGCGGCCACCCUCUCCCCGAUUGCGCGAAGUCCCACCGCAGUGCGCGCGGGUUGUAUCGCAUCGCCAGCGAGACGACUUCGGAACAGCGACUUCUAUCAUCAUCAUCAACAACCGCAGCAGCAAAGACAGCGGCUGAACUGUCUCUAGUGCGAUGGUUUCCGCUCCGCCAGAAGCAGAUCCGCGCGCGAGCAGCUGACAAACUGAAGUUUAUCUGUUGUCUGUCUAUUGAAGCGACUGUGGUCUACUAGGCUUUUCAGAUUCGACGGACGUUGUCGUUGUCGGAAAUUAUGGUGAGGACGAGGACGGCAUAGCGCAGAGCAGUACAAUUAGGCUCGCUGACGACAGAGAGCGGCGACCAUGCGCGCACCCGUAUAUGGUGAUCGAAGGCAGAUAGUAUAGCAAAUAAUACUUAGUAGUUUUGCUUCUGAGUCGAUCUAUUUGGUACGGAUCUAAGCCGAGUCUGCCCUAACCGCGAGCGGAAAGUCAGUUGCGCAGUGAUCGGGCUGAAGUUCAUGAAGUCGAAGAAGAAGUGAUCACAAACUGGUACCAAUUCCUGUACGGUAUCUUUUCGUAGCGUGCCAGCACUAUUCCCUCACAAAAAAACCGAACUUACGUUGUUAGCUCCGUCGAGAUUAUGCCCUAUGGAAAUUGUUGCGGUUUCUCAAGUGCAGCCAAAAAACAUACUAUACACUGAACAAAGAUCUGUGAUAACCAGCUGGCUACAAUCGGCAAAUUCGUAAACAGGUGAAAGACUUAAACUUCGACGUUUUUUUUUCUCUAAUACUGAAUAUACUGGGAUAUUACUGUGUCGUCGUUGAUCUGCUUCGGUGUCGUUAACCAUAUAAUCCCUGGACUACGGAAGAUGAAAACCGAUGCAAUCGAAGGUGUGGCACCACCAAACAACGAUCGAUUGAUAUGAACGUUGAUGACGUGCGAUUAUAAGUGAGAUAAUAGAAGGGUCGAAAAAACAAAGAAGCAUUGACCUUUUGUCUUCGUUUACACGACCGGCCGAGGCUUCGACCCACUAUCGAAGAUGUCGAACCGCAAGUUGGCCAAGUUCUUGAUUGUGCUAGACAACGAGAGUCUUCUGUAUUUUCCAGGCUCUUUUCUCACCGGGCAGGUAAUCGUCGAGCUCGACGAUGACACCCCUGUACAAGGCCUAUACUUCCAUAUUGUGGGCGAGGGCAUCGUCAAAAUGUCAGGAAACGCCAAUCAACAGGAUAAAGAGAACUACAUCGAUUUUCGAAUGCGACUCCUGGGAGAGAACACCAAACAGUCGGUCGCCUUGUCACCAGGAGUUCACUCUUUUCCCUUCAAGCUUGGAUUACCACUUGGUAUGCCAUCAACGUUUCUGGGAAAACAUGGGUGGGUUCAGUAUUUCUGCAAAGCAGCUCUCAAAGAGCCAAGUGGACUGACGCACAAAAACCAACAGGUGUUUAUAGUCAUGAGCCCUAUCGACCUUAACCUUGAACCAAGUCUGCUCACGCAACCAUUCAACUGUGAAGUGCAGGAAAAGGUCGGCCAGGGCUGCUUUUCCACGGGAAUGAUCAAUUGUCGAGUUCGUCUCGACAAGGGGGGAUACGUACCUGGUGAAAGCAUCGGCUUGAAAGCUACGAUCAACAACCAGUCGAGGGUCGCUAUCAAGAAAACAAAAGCUAUCCUAACUGAGACGAUCCAGUACACCGCCAAAAAUAAGGUCGUUGCGACGGAAAUUCGCGAACUGGCAACUAUUGAGAAAGGGAAGAUCGAGCCCCGUCAAAUUUCCGAUUGGGACAACGAGCUUCUCUAUAUACCGCCUUUACCGCCAACGAACCUUCGGGGAUGUCAUCUCAUCCGUAUUCAAUACGAUGUUUUCUUCGUUGUCAUUCUGAAGGGCUUACAGAAGGACAUCCGACUUCAAUUACCCAUUCUGAUGGCAACAUAUCCUCUACGGAAUCCAGAUGGAACUCUUAAGCGCGGUCGAAAUCCUGCACAUUUUCCAUCCGUCUUACCUAUUUUCAGGCCAGCGAGCGAGGUCAAAUAUUGAUCCUACAACAGGACCUUUCACAUGGUAUAGUUAAAGACUGCAGCAAUGGUUAACCACUGUGUGCAUACGGGGCACUGUAGAUACUUCGUCGUGUUAGCGAAUCUACUGUUACAUGAUACUAUUAGAUAUAAAACACUAAGCUUUUUGAUUUCAAGGAAGAACAAAACGUUUAGUUAUGAUAGAACGUUGACUCUUGGAUGAAUGAAUGAGUAUCCGCCCUGUACUAGAGCCAGUUGGCCACGUUUCAAUUAUUCCAUAGGACUUAUUUGGGUUAUAGUAGGAAAUCUGCCGAUGUUGAUAAUUAAGUCGUAACUUACGAGGGUAAUAGCAAAAAAUGUAAGCACGAUUUAAUUGAAGUCAUUUCAGUAAACCUAGCGCUGUGUAGGUAAACAUAAUUGUUAGAAUUAAUUUAAACAGGUCAUUCAGUGUAGGCUGAAAUAGCUUAGACAACCAAAUCCAUCGAGUACUUCCUAGGCCUGAAGAGAAAGGCGGUAAAGUAAUAGAGCAAGGAAACAGUUUAGUCAUUAAUAACUGAGAGAUUAAAUAAACGUAUUGAGCUGAAUUUAUAGAAUUAAUUGCGUUAGGUAACGGCACUUGAAUGCAAGGUUAUGAAUAUCAGUGAAGGAUAUUUGGCAGCGAGAGAAUGUCAUGCUCAAUCAUCAAGUCGCGGUGUUGCCCUCUAAUGCAGGGCGAAACGGUCGCGGAGAGCAUAUAGAAGGAGGAAUGUUAAAAUAAUUGCAUAUUUUUUUAUUUAUUUUUAAUUUAAUAUAAAUUAUUCUAAAACAUAGUAUAUUUUCUCAGUCAAGAUUCCGGCACCCUUUGCCGUCAAUAAGUAAUCAAGUCGAGGAGCAACUGCUUACCUGAAUAUCGAACUGAAAGCUUUUAAUUACGGCUAAUGUCAUGCUCAGAGUGUGUCGACUAACGGCAAAUAUAUGCAUUUGUUGUUGAUCUGAUGUGUAUUUAGAAAGCAAAAUCCAAUAAAAGUUAGACUAUUAAAUCAUUGUCGUUUCUUGCACAACAGUUCUACGGUCAGAAACCUAAACAAAAACUUCACAGAAACACAUCUCAUUUUGUACUAAAUUUUCUUGAGACGACUCACGUAUUCAGCAUGUUUCCGUUGCCUCUAUAUUUAGUUCUUUACCGUAAACACUAUGACGACCAAUGAAGAAAAUAAAUGUAAAUUCAUUGGUUCCAGAUGAGGCGCAAGU
This is a messenger RNA of Varroa destructor (honeybee mite), 3332 nucleotides long. It is a transcript of the gene Vdup1, whose product is annotated as arrestin family protein Vdup1. Lineage: Eukaryota; Metazoa; Arthropoda; Arachnida; Mesostigmata; Varroidae. The record is from RefSeq and is a predicted model, not a curated record. Gene Ontology annotation, biological process: protein transport. Gene Ontology annotation, cellular component: cytoplasm.